Messenger RNA from Paramuricea clavata, 507 nucleotides. The record is from the annotation of a GenBank genome assembly. Lineage: Eukaryota; Metazoa; Cnidaria; Anthozoa; Malacalcyonacea; Plexauridae.
AUGGACCAGCCAACAACCUCACAAAAUGGAAAUAUUGUUUCUCAUAGUUCAGGAAAUUCACAGUCCACCUUGAGUAAGAGCAAAGCUAGUAUGCCGGCAUCAUCUGCUAGGCAAUCUUGGCCAGGUAAUUACCAAAGUUGUAAGAGCAGUUAUCAAAGUACACUCAGUUCAAGAAGAAACAAAGGCAAGUCUUAUUUUCAACCAUACAAGAUCAAAGAAACGUGGACACAUGGACAAUUUUGUGUUGUAGCUAACAAAGAUCAGAGGAAAGUUCCAUCUACUGCAUAUAAACAAGAACUGCGUGAAGCUGGACUUGGACAAAAGACUGUUAUCUUUAAAAAUAAAAGAGGGGAAUUCAGGCACAUCCAAGAAGAGCUAUUUAACCGUUUCAGCAAACUACAACAAGCCGGUGGUUUUGAUCUGUAUAGGCAAAUUAAGCUCUGGCAAAGACCUAAUUUACAUAAAACCUCCUCCAAAUGGCUACAGAAUUCCGUUUUUGUAGAAUGA